This is a messenger RNA of Alnus glutinosa, 1730 nucleotides long. RefSeq names its product multiple organellar RNA editing factor 8, chloroplastic/mitochondrial-like. Gene Ontology annotation, cellular component: mitochondrion. The coding region runs from base 122 to 1411 and encodes 429 amino acids. Gene Ontology annotation, biological process: mitochondrial mRNA modification; cytidine to uridine editing. Lineage: Eukaryota; Viridiplantae; Streptophyta; Magnoliopsida; Fagales; Betulaceae. The transcript has 4 exons. The record is from RefSeq and is a predicted model, not a curated record.
CACUACAAAUAAAACCCCCCCCCAAAAGGCCAAAACCCUCGUUUCAUCCACUUGCACACCCUUCUCUCUAGGGUUUUUCAGCUUCUCGGGAAUUCUAUCUUUGAUUCUCGGCGCAACAGCCAUGGCGAUACACUCUCUCUCUCGCUCUCUCCCCAAAACCCUAACCCUAGCCUCCUUCCUCUCCCGCUCUUUCGCCACCUCCAACGCUGCCGCUUCCUCUCGCUCCGCUAUCUCCUCCCUCUCUCUCCUCCGCCCCCUGGCCGCAGCCGGUGUGGUCCUCCGCCGUGUCUCUUCCGCGGCUCCGUUGAGAGGGUUUGCGACGCGCGCGACGUCGUCAUCGCUCAACGAUCCGAACCCCAACUGGUCGAACCGUCCCCCCAAGGAGACGAUCAUGCUCGACGGUUGCGAUUUCGAGCACUGGCUCGUUGUUGUGGAGAAGCCCGAGGGCGACCCCACCAGGGACGAGAUCAUCGAUAGCUACAUCAAAACCCUAGCCAAGGUUAUUGGAAGUGAGGAAGAAGCAAGGAUGAAGAUCUACUCAGUUUCUACAAGAUGCUACUAUGCAUUUGGGGCUCUUGUGUCUGAAGAAAUAUCAUACAAGCUCAAAGAAGUCCCCGGAGUCAGAUGGGUUCUUCCUGAUUCAUAUUUGGAUGUUAGGAACAAAGAUUAUGGAGGUGAACCUUUCAUUAAUGGGUGUGCAGUUCCUUAUGAUCCUAAGUACCAUGAAGAAUGGAUAAGAAACAAUGCUCGAGCGAAUGAGAGAAAUAGGCGCAAUGACAGACCUCGUAAUUUUGAUAGAUCAAGAAAUUUUGAGAGGAGGAGGGAAAACAUGCAGAAUCGAGAUUUCCAAAAUAGGCCUCCAAUGCCUAAUCAGCCUAUGCAGAAUCCUGGGCCCAAUAUGGUUGGACCGCCUGAUCUUCAAAAUAGGUCUCCAAUGCCUAAUCAGACUAUGCAGAAUCCUGGGCCCAAUAUGGCUGGAGUACCCCCUAACAAUAAUAUGGGGAGGAUGCCGCCCAACAACUUUAGUGGUAUGCCACCCAAUAACAGUAUGGGUGGCAACAACUAUAAUGGGAUCCCACCAAACAACAUGCAGCCCAACAACUACAUGCCACCGAACUACAAUGGAAUGCCAACGAACAUGGGGGGGAUGCCGCCGGCGCCAAACAUGGGAGGGAUGCCGCCGCCGCCGCCAAACAUGGGAGGGAUGCCGCCGCCGCCGCCAAACAUGGGAGGAGGGCUGCCGAAUAACAUGGGUGGAGGGCCGCCGAAUAACAUGGGAGGAGGGCCGCUGAAUCCCGCAUGGUCUAAUAACAUGCCUAACAGAGAAUACCAGAGGCCUAACACAGAAUACCAGAGUAGCUACCCUCCGAACAGGAACAUGGGCCCUGGUGGAAACCCUUACUCAGGUUGAAGUAUGCCCAGAAGUGAGAUGCCCACGCCCUCGAGCUGAUUCUUGUAGGCAUGCUGUAGAUAAGUAAGAAGGCUUCCGAUGUUGUCUAGGGGUUAUGCUAUAAUGUUCAUCGAUUUUGAAAAUACUAGCUGGUAUUAGUUUUAUUUAUGCCCUUGGCACACUGCCGGAAUACCUUGGUGUUCAAUUGAAAUAUUAUUACAAUCUGGAAGGUAGAUCCUAUAUGUUACAUUGUGUUUUGAUAACCUGUUAAUGUUCUUGUAAGGUAGACAUAAACGGCUUUGGAUUUACAAUUUCAUUCAUUUGGCGUUGCCUUUAUUUC